AUGCAUCGCAGCAACAGGCAUCAACCGUUGAAUCAGCCCUUCAUGUGUUUAGUUUCAGCUCGCAUCUCAGUCCUGUUGUGCAUAGCUUUGCCCCCGCGUGCACGGUGGCUGCCGGUGGUGAGGGCCCCAUUUCCCGUCCCGGGUUCAUAUCAAGGGGCCCUUGGCACUCUGGCUGCGGGAUGCCUCUGGUCCGGCGUCUUCGGAUCCGUGUACGUGCCGGUUCGCGCCGCUGUGGAGGCCACAAACGCGUCAGAGGCACCCAGUGACACCCAACAUUAUCAUCACCAGCGGCCGUGCUGGAGCCCGGCGGUAGCGGCGGCGGCUGGAAGCCUCGCGGCAUCCUGCGUGCGGGUGCCUUUGCAGGUAGUCAAGGACCGCAUGGAGCGAAAGCAAUUCUUCUGUUCCCUUCAAGCGUUUGAGCGCAUCCUGGUUCUCGAGGGCCUAUCCAGCCUCUACAUUGGCUGGACCCGCAGCGUGGCCAAAAACCUGCCUUUCGAUGCGCUGCUCUUCCUGCUGUAUGACACUGGCAAAUCUCUGCUGGCAGCCGCAAAGCAGCCCCGGCGCCUUGCACAGUCCCAUCCCCAUCAUCAUCACCAGCACCAGCCAGCGGAGCAGGCGCCGGCCGCGGCCGAAGCCGAACCGCCGUACAAGUUCUGGGAGGCCGCCGCGAUUGGCGGUAUGGCAGGUGCAGCCGCGAGCCUACUCACUAGCCCCUUAGAGCUGCUUAGCCCCCCGUCGGCAAUCAGCCUCUGGGCUAGGAACCACGACGGCGGCACACGUGCGGGCAACUUAACCGGAGCUGCAGCUGUAGUGAGGGGUAUCAAGGGCUGGGAUGGCUGUAGUGCUGGGGACGCCUGCCAGCGCACAAUGCACCUGACGAAUAAGAGCAGCGGAGGCGGCUCCGGGGUACAUGUACCACCUCGGGGCACAUCACUACCACCGCUUGGUCACGUGGCGAGAGACCUCUUCCCGCCGGCGAUGGGGUCCCUGGACGGUGCAAGCGUUGGGGCGCAUUCUUCACCUACAGCUGCCGCGGCGCUCCCUAGCGUGGUUAAGGUUAGGAUCUGGCACCGCACUGAUGCUGGGUUCGCACGGCCACACGGAUGCUUGUUGCAAGAGGCCGAGAGCAUGGAUUGA
This is a messenger RNA of Volvox carteri f. nagariensis, 1137 nucleotides long. RefSeq lists its product as uncharacterized. Gene Ontology annotation, molecular function: S-adenosyl-L-methionine transmembrane transporter activity. The record is from RefSeq and is a predicted model, not a curated record. NCBI's taxonomy places the organism in Eukaryota, Viridiplantae, Chlorophyta, Chlorophyceae, Chlamydomonadales, Volvocaceae. The transcript is spliced from 7 exons. Bases 1 to 1137 code for a protein of 378 amino acids. Gene Ontology annotation, cellular component: mitochondrial inner membrane.